CGGAGCCCUCCGCGCCGCAGCCUCCCCGGGGCCUGGGAGCGAGACCAAGGGCCAUGGCCGAGGCGGCGCCUGCUCCGAACCACAGGAUAUCAGAGUUGGAAGGGACCUCUGAAGUCAUCUAGUCCGGGUCAGAUUAGAUCACAGGCUACUAGGACUGGUUCAGGAACUAGACAUGGAGACACGGCGACCAUCACCUUUGGCAUUCUCCAGUGUUCCUCAGCGAGAAACUCUUCCUCACUCACCUGCUGGACCCCUACAAGAAACUCCAUCCCAAUACUCUUCUCUUUCCCCUAAAGAAACUCCAUCACGGUUCCCUGCCGUUCCCCAGAAAGAAGCCCUACCCCAAAUCAUUCCUGAGAAAGUGACUCCUGGCCGACUCCACCCUGUUUCCCAAAGGGAAAUUUCACUCCCAACUCUUGCGUCUCCUGAGCAAGAGAUCACUUUCCAACAUCCUCCUGUUCUCCAGCCCGAAACUCAGUGUCCACCCCUAGCUGCUUCUGAACAAGAAAUCUUAUUUCGGUCACAUCCUGUUCAUUAUCAAGAAAUCCCACUCCAUUCCCCUGAAAUUCCCGAGAAAGAAACCCUGCUCCUUUCCCCUACUGUUCCUGAAGCCGAGAUGGAGACCCUGCUGCAAAGCCCAGUUUCCCAAAAGGACACACCCUUUCAGACCUCUGCUGCCUCUCAGAAGGAAACUCCACUUCAGACUGCUGAAAUAUCCCGCUUGGCAAUAUGGGCUGCCAUCCAAGCAGUGGAGAGGAAAGUGGAAGCCCAGGCCAUGAGGUUACUCACCCUGGAGGGGCGGACGGGGACAGCUGAGAAAAAGCUGACUGACUGUGAAAAGACAGCUGUGGAAUUUGCAAACCACCUAGAGAGCAAAUGGGUUGUGUUGGGGACUUUGCUCCAGGAGUAUGGCUUAUUGCAGAGAAGGUUAGAGAAUAUGGAAAACUUGCUGAAAAAUAGGAAUUUCUGGAUUCUUCGACUCCCCCCAGGCAGCAAUGGAGAAGUUCCCAAGGUACCGGUCACAUUUGAUGAUGUUGCAGUCCAUUUCUCAGAACAGGAGUGGGGGAACCUGUCUGAGUGGCAAAAGGAACUUUACAAGAAUGUGAUGAGGGGCAACUAUGAAUCUCUUGUCUCAAUGGACUAUGCAAUUUCCAAACCAGACCUUAUGUCCCAGAUGGAAAGAGGAGAGAGGCCGACCAUGCAGGAACAGGAAGAUUCUGAGGAAGGAGAAACACCAACUGACCCCACUGCUGCACAUGAUGGAAUUGUGAUAAAAAUUGAAGUACAGACCAAUGAUGAAGGCUCAGAAAGCCUGGAAACACCAGAACCACUGGCAGGACAAGUAGAAGAACAUGGCUUUCAGGAGUCAGAGCUGGGGGAAGCCUGUGGGGAACAGCCUGAGUCAGAGACACAGCAGGAGGCUAGGCUUGGGGAAUCCCCUGACGACACCAGGGAUUUCAGUGAAAUGAAGCAGAUGCUGGUGCAGCAGAGAAACUGUGCAGCCGAGGGAAUCGUGAUAAAAACCGAGGAGCAGGACGAGGAGGACGAGGACGACGACGACGACGAGGAGGAAGAGGAGGAGGAGGCGCAGCACCUGCAGGCGCUCGGGCCGCUGUCCGACAGAUACGACGGCGGGCUCUUCCCGGCCCAGCUUCCCGUGACCGUACCUUCGGAGGGCCCCGAGGGCCGCUCGCACCCGCACCCGCACCCACACCCGCACCCGCACCUGCACCUGGGAGGCCGCGCCGCCGUGAAGCGCCUGGCGCCGCCCUCCCUGAGCGAGCCUCGGGCCGCGGCCGCCGCGGCAGCGGCCAACCAGCAGCGGAACCGGCGGGGCGAGCGGCCCUUCACGUGCAUGGAGUGCGGCAAGAGCUUCCGCCUCAAGAUCAACCUCAUCAUCCACCAGCGCAACCACAUCAAGGAGGGCUCGUACGAGUGCGCCGAGUGCGACAUCAGCUUCCGCCACAAGCAGCAGCUCACGCUGCACCAGCGCAUCCACCGGGUGCGCGGCGGCUACGCCUCCCCAGACCGCGGGCCCACCUACAACCCCAAGCACGCCCUCAAGCCCCGGCCCAAGUCUCCUGGCCUCGGGGGCGGGGGCGGCGGCGGGGCCAAGCCCUACCAGUGCUCCGAGUGCGACAGCAGCUUCAGCCACAAGUCCAGCCUGACCAAGCAUCAGAUCACGCACACUGGGGAGCGCCCAUACACCUGCCCAGAGUGCAAGAAGAGCUUCCGGCUGCAGAUCAGCCUGGUGAUCCACCAGCGGGUGCACGCGGGCAAGCACGAGGUCUCCUUUAUCUGCAGCCUGUGCGGCAAGAGCUUCAGCCGCCCCUCGCACCUGCUGCGGCACCAGAGGACUCACACGGGCGAGCGGCCCUUCAAGUGCCCCGAGUGCGAGAAGAGCUUCAGCGAGAAGUCCAAGCUCACCAACCACUGCCGCGUGCACUCGAGGGAGCGGCCCCAUGCCUGCCCCGAGUGCGGCAAGAGCUUCAUCCGCAAGCACCACCUCCUGGAGCACCGGCGCAUCCACACUGGGGAGCGGCCCUACCACUGCACCGAGUGUGGCAAGCGCUUUACUCAGAAACACCACCUGUUGGAGCACCAGCGGGCACACACUGGCGAGCGGCCCUACCCCUGUACCCACUGUGCCAAGUGCUUCCGCUACAAACAGUCGCUCAAGUACCAUCUUAGAACUCACACCGGAGAGUGAGCCAGGCUUCCCCCUUGUUCCUGGGCCCAGCUUCUCAUAGGGUGGCACUCAGGGGCAGGGCAAACAAGGCACGAUCCCGCUUCUGUACCCAUCCAGCCUCCUUGCCACCCUAGAGGAGAGCAAACCCCGGAGAUUGAGGACAGGGGGGCCGAGGGGAAGUAUACUCCUUCACUGUAACCUCCCAACCCACCCUCUUCCCCCAGGAAAAUAGGGGGUAGUGAGACCAGGUUGCACUCUGCCAUCCUUCCCUCAUCCUUUGCCCCAAGGGGGAGAGUGAGGGCCUGGGGAACCCCCUUGGGUUGUUAAUUUCCUUGACAAUAAAAUGGAUGAAACCAAUCAGCACGGGGGGAGUGAUUUGGCUGCCGGCCUCUGGGGGUCACCUGGGGGUGGUGCAGGUUGAUUUAGUUGGGGAUAGAACUUUAUAAUUACCUUUUGGAUACUGUGGUUCUAUUUGAUAAUAAUAGAGUAAUUUUUAAAAGAC
Vombatus ursinus (common wombat) is the source of this 3191-nucleotide messenger RNA. Its product is annotated as zinc finger protein 777-like. Gene Ontology annotation, biological process: negative regulation of transcription by RNA polymerase II. Gene Ontology annotation, molecular function: DNA-binding transcription repressor activity, RNA polymerase II-specific. The transcript has 7 exons. The record is from RefSeq and is a predicted model, not a curated record. Lineage: Eukaryota; Metazoa; Chordata; Mammalia; Diprotodontia; Vombatidae. Bases 173 to 2710 code for a protein of 845 amino acids.